Molecule: messenger RNA, 2087 nt
Organism: Pieris rapae (cabbage white)
Lineage: Eukaryota; Metazoa; Arthropoda; Insecta; Lepidoptera; Pieridae
Product: probable methylmalonate-semialdehyde dehydrogenase [acylating], mitochondrial
Exons: 10
Coding region: 377-1945 (522 amino acids)
Biological process (GO): thymine catabolic process; L-valine catabolic process
Cellular component (GO): mitochondrion
Molecular function (GO): methylmalonate-semialdehyde dehydrogenase (acylating, NAD+) activity; malonate-semialdehyde dehydrogenase (acetylating, [NAD(P)+]) activity
Source: RefSeq, a predicted model, not a curated record
UAAUUUCACUUAUAAAUACAAAUUACAAACGCGAAAAGUAUUUUCAGCUAUACCAAAAUUACACAUAAUCAAAUGUAAUUCAAAUAGUUGGUUUCAUAUUCGCUAACGGGACCGGGGACAAAGCAUAUUAACAUUUAACUUGCUUAGUAUGCAGUGACCGGUAAAAAUAACUUUAAAAAACGUAGAUUUUUAAAUCAGUACAAAACAAGUCAUCCCUACUAUGACGACAGACCGUAUAAUUUAAUUUUAUCAAUUCAAGCCGCAAGGUCACGAUAUCACUUUGUAAUUUUAAUCAGUUAACCAGGCCCCCUUUCAACCUAACUGCCGCCUUCGGAACAAGUUUUCUUGCAUUAAGUUUAAGUCUAAACUCUAAAUCAUGGCUUCAGCAAUGUUGAAGUUAUUAAAAUCAGAAUCUCAUAUCCUGCUACGACGUAACUAUAGUAGUUCAGCUCCAACUACAAAACUAUAUAUUGAUGGUCAGUAUGUAGACUCAAAGACAAGCCAAUGGAUUGAUCUUACUAACCCAGCUACAAAUGAAGUCAUUGGGAGAGUCCCUGAAGCAACACAAGAUGAAUUAAAUUUGGCUCUUGAAUCAGCUAAAAACGCUUACAAAUCAUGGAGUCAAAGCACUAUUAUGACGCGUCAGCAACUUAUGUUCAAAUUCGCGCGUUUACUCCGUGAAAAUCAAAGUAAGUUGGCCGCCAAAAUAACAGAGGAGCAGGGAAAGACUAUUGCUGAUGCUGAAGGCGAUGUUCUAAGAGGAAUCCAAUCAGUGGAACAUUGCUGCAGUAUCACAUCUCUCCAACUUGGUGAUUCUAUCCAGAACAUUUCUAGGGACAUGGACACUCAUAGCUAUAAAGUACCUAUUGGAGUGGUUGGUGGCGUUGCCGCAUUUAACUUCCCCGUGAUGAUUCCGUUGUGGAUGUUCCCACCUGCACUGGUUACUGGUAACACCUGUAUUCUGAAGCCAUCUGAACAAGAUCCUGGAGCGACCCUAAUGAUGAUGGAUCUGCUUCAGGAAGCAGGAGCUCCACCUGGCCUUGUUAACGUUGUCCACGGUACACACGACACAGUGAAUUUCAUUUGCGACAAACCUGACAUUAAGGCUGUGUCGUUUGUUGGCGGAGACGCGGCUGGCAAACAUAUUUACAGCAGAGCAUCUGCCAAUGGCAAACGCGUACAAAGUAACAUGGGGGCCAAAAACCAUGGUGUAAUAAUGCCGGACGCAAAUAAAGAGCACACAUUGAACCAGCUAGCGGGUGCCGCGUUCGGUGCCGCGGGACAAAGGUGCAUGGCCCUAAGUACUGUCGUGUUUGUUGGCGAAGCUAAGGAAUGGAUCCCUGAUUUAGUUGAGAGAGGAAAGGCUCUCAAAGUGAAUGCGGGACAUGUACCCGGAACUGACGUCGGUCCCGUCAUCUCUGUUAAAGCUAAGGAACGGAUACACAAACUUGUCGAAUCAGGUGUAAAGGAAGGUGCCAAAUUAGUUCUCGAUGGCCGUGGAGUCAAGGUUCCUGGUUUCGAAAAGGGUAACUUUGUCGGUCCUACAAUUUUGACCGACGUCAAACCAAACAUGGAAUGUUACAAAGAGGAAAUAUUUGGCCCAGUUCUAGUCUGCCUUUUCGUGAAUACAUUAGACGAAGCAAUUAAUCUCAUUAACUCGAAUCCAUACGGAAACGGCACUGCUGUGUUUACAACGAAUGGGGCAACAUCCAGAAAAUUUGCGGCAGAAAUCGACGUCGGUCAGGUUGGAAUAAAUGUGCCGAUUCCAGUUCCAUUGUCUAUGUUUUCAUUUAGUGGAACCAGGGGAAGCUUUUUGGGUACAAAUCACUUCUGUGGUAAACAAGGUAUUGACUUCUAUACAGAGUUGAAGACGGUGGUGUCAUAUUGGAGGCAAAGCGACGUUUCUCAUACGAAAGCGGCUGUUUCUAUGCCGACACAGCAGUAAUACUCAAUUUAGUUAUUUUAGGAGAAAACGUAAAGAGCAUUUAUUUUUUGUAUCGUCAUAUUGUUACAGUUACAUAGUCUUCCAUUAUAUUUUGUUAAAGGUUUAUCAUGUAUCAUGUUAAGUAAAUUAUAUCUAUAAAAAC